UGGGAGCAGUGCGGCGGCUCUGAUUGGACGGGACCAAAGCAGUGCCCCAUGGACCACACUUGCCUGGUCCGCCGGGAGAAGUUUUCGCAAUGUGUGCCCCCUAUGCACGACAGCAAGUCUCCCCCUCGAAACCCUGGACCAUGGGAGCAAUGCGGCGGCAAGUCCUACGAGGGGCCGACGGCAUGCCCCCGCGAGUACACCUGUCAGUACCGCCGCGAGACAUUCAGCCAGUGCAUCCCC
Emiliania huxleyi CCMP1516 is the source of this 240-nucleotide messenger RNA. RefSeq lists its product as hypothetical. The transcript has 2 exons. Gene Ontology annotation, cellular component: extracellular region. NCBI's taxonomy places the organism in Eukaryota, Haptophyta, Isochrysidales, Noelaerhabdaceae. The annotation marks the transcript as partial. The record is from RefSeq and is a predicted model, not a curated record. Gene Ontology annotation, molecular function: cellulose binding. Gene Ontology annotation, biological process: carbohydrate metabolic process.